Manihot esculenta (cassava) is the source of this 2076-nucleotide messenger RNA. RefSeq names its product protein IQ-DOMAIN 2. The transcript is spliced from 6 exons. The coding region runs from base 360 to 1811 and encodes 483 amino acids. The record is from RefSeq and is a predicted model, not a curated record. Gene Ontology annotation, molecular function: protein binding. Lineage: Eukaryota; Viridiplantae; Streptophyta; Magnoliopsida; Malpighiales; Euphorbiaceae.
ACAGGGCAUAAGAUCCCUUCCCUUCACCCAAAGAAUGGGCGGUGACCUGAUUUUAACUGAUCACAGAUAAUGGAGUAGUGGGUCCCAUUUCACUAUUGAAGGAGAGAGAGAUAGUGGGGUCUCACAUAGCUAAAACCAGCUGCAGCCUGGUCUUCUUCAUAUUCCAUAAUCAUUAUUCUUUGCCCAAGAUCUAUAUACUGCAUACUACUCUUGUGCUUCUCUUUUAUCUUCUUUUUGUUCUUUUUCUUCUCUCAGUAGCAGAAAAGAGAAAGAAACAUAGAUAGAGACCCGUCCCUGAGUUCAUCGAAUAAAGAAAGCUCGUUGAGAUCUGGCUGAUUGAACUAGCAAAUGAUAAGAAGAUGGGGAGGAAAGGAAAAUGGUUUUCAAGUGUAAGGAAAGCUCUUACUCCUGAAUCAAAGGAGAAGAAAGACAAGAAAUCAAAUGGAUCAAAGAAGAAAUGGUUUGGCAAGGAACAAGAAGUGGAUUCUACUUCCACCCCUUUAGAAAACGUCAGAGCACUUUCACCUCCUCCUCCUGCGUCUCCUAUUAUUCCUCCUCAGCCAGAAGAGCUGAAAAUAAUUGAAGCAACAAAUGAUCAGAACAAUCAUGCCUAUUCUGUUCCAGUUGCCACUGCUGUUGAGGCUGCAGCUGAACCUGCUCAUCUUCCCGUUGAGGCCACAAUGGAAGUUCAACCUGUAAAGGUUAAUAAGUUUGCUGGAAAAUUAAAUGAAGAAGUGGCUGCAAUUAAAAUUCAAACAGCAUUCAAAGGAUACAUGGCAAGAAGGGCAUUGCGAGCUUUAAGAGGACUGAUGAGGCUCAAAUCAUUGAUGCAAGGGCCUACUGUAAAACGGCAAGCCACAUAUACACUUCGAUGCAUGCAGACCCUAGCCAGAGUGCAGUCUCAAAUUCACGCUAGAAGGGUCAGAAUGUCAGAAGAGAACCAGGCUCUCCAGAGACAACUCCUACAGAAACAUGCACAAGAGCUUGAGAAGUUGCGGAUGGGAGAGGAAUGGGAUGACAGCCUGCAGUCGAAGGAACAGAUUGAAGCUAACCUGUUAAACAAGUAUGAGGCGGCUAUGAGAAGGGAAAGAGCAAUGGCUUAUUCAUACACUCAUCAGCAAACCUGGAAGAACUCUUCAAGAUCUGCAAAUCCUAUGUUUAUGAACUCGGGCAAUCCCACUUGGGGCUGGAGCUGGUUGGAACGAUGGAUGGCAGCCCAUCCAUGGGAGAGCCAUAGCAUGACUGAAAAAGAACUCAAUAAUGGCCACUCAUCUGUAACAAAUGCAACCCGCAGCAUGAGCGGAGGCGAAAUCAGCAAGUCUUAUGCUCGCUACCAGCUCAAUUCUGAUAAGUUCUCACCCAUAGAAAGUGAAAAGGCAAGACAAACCAUGAGCCCACGAUCCCCUUCAACUUCUUCCAAGCCAGCUUCUUCUACAGUAGCUAGAAAAUUGAAGUCAGCAAGUCCAAGAAGCAGCUUUGGGGCUCCAGAUGAUGACUCCAGAAGCAUGGUCAGUAUGCAGUCAAAUCGAUAUAGAAGGCACAGCAUUGCUGGAUCAUCUGUGCGGGACGAUGAGAGCCUUGGUAGCUCAUCAACAGUCCCCAGCUACAUGGUACCUACUGAAUCUGCAAGAGCAAAGUCCAGGCUGCAAAGUCCGGUGGGAGCAGAAAAGAAUGGUACAACAGAAAAAGGAACUUUGGUGGCAGUGAAGAAACGGCUUUCUUACCCACUUUCACCGGCCAGACCAGCGCGGCAGUCAGGUCCAAGAAAGGGAGAGGGCAUCCCAAAUUCAGAAAGUGUUGUGGCCACUUGAGAGGACGAGUGUGAAACAAUUACAAUUCUUUAAAGACGCAAGAAAGAGAGGAAAAUGAGGGUCAUUCAAUUUCUGAAUCCUAUCCUGUUGUUGAUAGUAUUUAUUCAUUCCUGAGAAAGUGUUGUUUGGAAAAAUUAGUCUCUUAGGUUGUUUUACAAGUUGCUAUUUGUUCUUUUUCUUUUUUUUCUUAAUACUUGCUCUAAUUGGAUCUUGAUACUUAUAUUGUGAAUUUAUGACAAAAUAAUCUCCAUAUUGAUUCCGAGCA